AUGGCUGCGGCGGACCCGCCGGCUGGUCUCUUGGACAUCGCCAGGUUCGUGCCACACUCCCCCGCGCAUCUACAUACACAUGCGCAUUCGCAUGCGCAUCCAUAUCUGCAACAAGAAUAUCCGGCUCUAACUGAUCUCUACAGCACCCUCUCCCAGGAUGAGAUCCCUUUUAAGCUGCGAUGCGCCAUCUGCAACAAGCUGGCGGUGAACGCGUUUCGCCUACCUUGUUGUGACCAGUCUAUAUGCGAGGCCUGCCAAACAUCACUCUCAGACACUUGCCCCGUAUGCGCCCAUGACCCCGUCUCUCCCGACCUCUGCAAGCCCAACAAAGCUCUGCGCACCACCUUGAAAGUGUUUUUGCGAACCGAAGAGAAAAAGCGCGAGAAGGAACGCCAGUCCGCCGCCGCUACCCCAACCCCAGCGGUAGAGACCCCGGCACCAAGCGAGCAGCCUCCCAUCGAAGUCCCCGUCGAGAAUAAUGGGACUGCAGAUAUUGUGGCCCAGGUGCCAAAUGCAUCUCAACUCGACGGCGAGGUCGAGGCAGAAGCUGCUGCAUCGGACCGCCCUCCGAUCGAACAUGCUCUCGCGGAAAGCAGAGAAUCAAACCCGGUGGAAAACAAUGUCACCGAGACUGCCCCACUGGCCUCUGAGUCCGAGGCCAUUGACCAACCCACCGAAAUUACUCCGGUCGCCGACGAAGCCAAAAAGCUCGAAAACGGGGAAGAUACGGCCGAGUCCGAAUCUGUCCAACCCUCAGAGGGCCUAUCUCAGCAACCAAACGGCAGCAUGAUGAAUAUGGGCCAAGGUGGCUUCCAAGGCAUGGGUUGGAACGGGAUGAACCCCUUCAUGUCUAACAUGUCGAACAUGUUCAACUUUCAAAACCCAAUGGGCAUGCACAUGUCAAUGGACCCAAUGACCGCAAAUCAGGGGAUGUUCGGAGACUACGGAAUGAACAUGGCUGGAAUGGGCAUGGGCAUGGGGAUGGGAAUGAAUUACAAUGGGCAGGGCAUGUAUGGAUCGUCAGGAUGGGAUGGCUCAUGGCAGAAUGGUCAAGAUAAUUACAAUCCAAAUGCUUUUGCAAAUGGCGGUGGCCCUCAUGGAGCAUUUGGCGGGUCUAAUAUGUCUUACCCUUCUAACCCGGACUACCAGUCUGGCUACUCCAACCAAGGAUACGGUCGUGGAGGAUACCGAGGUGGGCGCGGUGGCUUCCAGGGACCUGCCCGCGGCGGAGGCUUUGCUUCUGGCCAUGCAAUUCACAACACAAAUGCGGAAUCAGAAAUUGCGGUGACAUCUAAUGGAGCUGAUAACGCUGAUAACGCAGUUCUCAAUGGAGACGGUCCUCAUACCAACGGGAAUAGCGGUCCUGAUCCAGUAUCCCAAGAAAUCGCACAUGAAGGCAAGCCAGAGCCUGUGUCGGAUGAACAAGGAGCAGUAGGCCAACAACUACAAGGUAUCCCCACCAUUGAAUCUCUGGAUCAAUCUAUGCCAAAUAGCAAUUCCGGCUGGCAAGCCCCUGGGUAUGGCCGUGGUGGGUUCCAAGGCCCUGCUGGUCGCGGCCGCGGUUACUGGGGUGGCCAAAUGCCCAUGAACGGCGGUUAUCAACCUCCCAUGCCACCCAAACCAGCCCCAGUCGUUGAAGGGGCACCGGCUGCCCCAAGAGGGAUGCGUCAAGGCCUGCCUAAUACUAGCAUGCUUCGACAGCGGGCUUUUCAUCAGGGCCGAGGGUCGGGGGGUAACAAGAUGCCACAGCCUGGUUCAAAGUCUCGAUCCCCAUCUCAAGCCCGAUCUUCCCGUGCUCGCUCACCCGCAGCUAACCCGGUCAACGACGACGAAAUGAAUUCCCGAGAGCCUGAUUCAAAGCGCAAUGACGAUAUACAAAACGGCCAUGCUAACGGACAUCGUUCCUCGGGUGGGCCAGACCGCGAUAUUGGAAGAGGUCGCCGAGAUGAAUAUCGUCCACGACGAUCCCACGGCCAUCGCAGUCGCGCCAAUAGCCGCGGUCGUAGUCGCAGCCACGGUCCAGGGAACAAUGGCGACUCUCGCCAUUCCAGCCGCCUCCCACCCGCCAUCGACGACAAGCGGCUUAACAAGCUCAAGGAAACAUCGGAGACACGCGAUUCCCGUGACCUAGCCAGUCGAGUGAGCAGCCACCGUUCAAGCAAGGAGCGAUCUUCUCGUCGUGAUGAGGACCGCGAGAGAGAGAGAGACAAAGAUAGCGACAAAGCCCGUCCUAGUCGUCGCCGUGACCGCGACCGCGACCGUGGUGACCGCCGAGACCGAGACCGAGAUUCUGAUAGAGACCGCCGACGAGACCGGGACCGGGAGUCUGAGAGAGAUCGGCUCCACCAACGAGAUCGCGAUCGCAACGGACGAGAUCGCGAACGAGACCGCAAAAGAUCCCGCCGAGAUCGAUCCGAGUCCGCCAACGCAAGCGACCACUCCUCACGCCCGCAACCCCGACGACCCAAGCGUGAACCAAACAACGACCGCCCCCGAGCCCGUCCCUCCAAAGAAAGCUCCAAGGAAAAACCCAAGGAAGCCGAGAAAGAUCCCUACACACUCGCUCGUGAAGCUGCCAAUCGCGAACGCGUUUUGAGGGAACAACAGAAUCGAGGCGCUAAGUCUGCGCCGAAGAGUGGUCGUCGGGAUAGUCGACAGGAACGUGUUGUUGGUGGUCGUCGUCUGAACUACAAAUAUGAAGAUGAGCUUUGA
Molecule: messenger RNA, 2712 nt
Organism: Penicillium waksmanii
Lineage: Eukaryota; Fungi; Ascomycota; Eurotiomycetes; Eurotiales; Aspergillaceae
Product: RING finger protein
Exons: 5
Coding region: 1-2712 (903 amino acids)
Source: RefSeq, a predicted model, not a curated record